CCACCUUACAACACAGAAGCGAAAUGGCCUGUUCUGCUCAGAUAAAGGAUAUUAUUGCCUGUGGGAAGCUUGGAGACUUAAUUGAAUUCUCAUAUCCCAUUGGUUUUUCACACUGGGGUGUAUAUGUGGGAACUGGUCGAGUGGUUCAUUUUGCAGUUGCAGAUGAAAAUGAACUGCAGAGGAGGUUUCGUGUGCACAUAUUAGAAAAAGUGUUCCCCUCGUGUGGGAGCAUUCUCCUGGGACGAACUAAAAUCCACCGCGAGCACCUGACUCAUGUCCCCGUGCCCAAAGGAGCACAGAUCAAAAUCAGCAAUGGUUGCCAUCACUAUCCAGCAUCCUCUAUCACAGAUAUGAGAUGGAGGCUGAAUGCAUUACUGGGCGAGGUGCUUGACUACAACCUGUUAUCACAGAAUUGUGAGCAUUUUGCCACAUUUGUCCGAUAUGGAGUGGCUGUGUGCAAUCAGAUACCACUACAUAAAGAUAAGGAGCAAAAGGAAACAACACAGUUUUUCCAGGAUAUCAUUACUCGGAAAUCUCUAAGUGUGAAAUUCUGAAACCACUGUACCAAGUAUUUGCACCCUUUUCUAGAUUUGCUUGUGUUGCAAAAUAGAGCUGCAACUUUCUUUAUAUGAAUCCACACAAGGUAACACAUUAUAUUAAUUACAUGUGGAUUAUCCUAAAUGGAAAUCUUUAAAAUCAUUGUUUUUGGAUAAAUAUAAUUAGUAAAAUGUUUUGCUUGAUUUCCUACAGAAAGAUUUUGAUGAAUUGUCAACUCACAGCAGGUGAGAUUUACUUUCUCUUAAAAAAAAAAAAAAAAAAAGAUUCAACAAGGUUCUACAGGAGCAGUUAAUAUCAUUCCAGAAUAUUUUUGGGGUAUAUUGCUAUUUGUUUCGGUAUGUUCAUUGGCAUACUAAAGUGUUCUUAAAAACACUUAAGUUUUACUAAUUAUGUGUAAUAUGAUGAUACUCAGAUAUAAAAUAAAAUAAUAAAUUCCACCAAAAAACAUUUUGAAUCAGUAAACACUUCCGGCAGUUAAAACCGUCCUUGUGGAAACAUAGGAAAAGUUCCGUUUGGUGUCCUGGUGUAUUUGAUUUACAUCUUUUAAAACACCAUAAUUACUUAUAUGACUUACUUAUUAAUUACUUAAGUAUAUAUUUUACCUUCUUGUCUUCAUGCUAUAUAUUGAGUAUUGUUUGACUAAUAAUAAACAAACAUUUGCAUAAAGCAUCUA
Molecule: messenger RNA, 1231 nt
Organism: Silurus meridionalis
Lineage: Eukaryota; Metazoa; Chordata; Actinopteri; Siluriformes; Siluridae
Product: phospholipase A and acyltransferase 2-like
Exons: 4
Coding region: 24-554 (176 amino acids)
Biological process (GO): N-acylphosphatidylethanolamine metabolic process
Cellular component (GO): cytoplasm
Molecular function (GO): A2-type glycerophospholipase activity; glycerophospholipid phospholipase A1 activity
Source: RefSeq, a predicted model, not a curated record